ACUCCCUCCCCCCCAUCCCCGCCACGUUCCGCAGCUGUGGUGCGUGGCGGGCGUGGCUUGGGAUUCCCCGGAGGGAGGGCAGUGUGUCCGUCCUUGGCGGAGAGGGGAGGUGACUCCAGCUGCCGCCCGCCGCCCGCUGAAGACAGGAUGAGGGCCCUACUGGUCUCCCAAGCGCUGAUUCGGUCCUUCAGCUCCAGCUCCCGGCACCGCUUCCAGAACCGGGUGGCUGAGAAGCAGAAACUCUUCCAGGAGAACAAUGACCUCCCUGUGCACCUGAAGGGCGGGACCACCGACAACGUCCUGUACCGACUGACCAUGGCGCUGACUCUGGGGGGCACUGCCUACAGCUUGUACUGCCUUGGCUGGGCCUCCUUCCCCCACAAGAAGUGAGACCAAGAAGCCCAGAGGACUGGGGGACGUGGACAAACACCAAUAAACGUGCAGGCUUCUUGGGAACCCA
Molecule: messenger RNA, 460 nt
Organism: Heterocephalus glaber (naked mole-rat)
Lineage: Eukaryota; Metazoa; Chordata; Mammalia; Rodentia; Bathyergidae
Gene: Cox7a1
Product: cytochrome c oxidase subunit 7A1
Biological process (GO): regulation of oxidative phosphorylation; mitochondrial electron transport, cytochrome c to oxygen; mitochondrial respirasome assembly
Cellular component (GO): respiratory chain complex IV
Source: RefSeq, a predicted model, not a curated record